Molecule: messenger RNA, 3265 nt
Organism: Apis cerana (Asiatic honeybee)
Lineage: Eukaryota; Metazoa; Arthropoda; Insecta; Hymenoptera; Apidae
Product: corrinoid adenosyltransferase MMAB
Molecular function (GO): corrinoid adenosyltransferase activity
Source: RefSeq, a predicted model, not a curated record
AGUAAGUUUUAGUAAUAAUUUAUUAAAGUACAUUGUUAAUAUAAUAAAUAAAUAAAAUAUAUGCAUUAUGUCACAAAUUAGUACCUCAAAAUAUAAUAUUUAGUUGAAACAAUAUAAUUUAAUGAAAUGUUAAAUAUUGUAAAACGAAUCAUUUGUGUAUCAUAAUUGUUAAAAGUUAUAAAGUUAUAUUUAUUAUAAAUAGUAAAAAUUGAUGCUAUGAUAUAAGUAGAUAUAUUAUCAAAUCUUAAUAAUUUAAAUAGUGAAAUUACAUAUCAAGUUCUAUAAAACUAUUAAUGUACAGUGUAUAUACAUUUAGAAUGAAUUUAAAAUUUUAUUUAUUUAUGCAAAUUUAUUUCUAUAUUAUUUUAAUUUUCAAUUAUUUAUUUAUAAAUUUUUUUAUACAUUAUUUUUCAAUUUUUUAAUUUUCAAAAUAGAAAAAUAUUUAUAAUUAUUUAUAAAUAUUUAUAAAAAAAAAAUUAUAUACUUGAACAUAUUUACAUAUUAUUGUAAUUUUAAGCAUCAAUGAAUUUCAAUUUCGAUAAGCAUUUAUAUACCGUUAUUGAAAUUUAAGGGAAAUAAUUUUUAAUAUUUCUUCAACUAUUAAUUUCAAUAUCAUAUACACAAUAAUGUAAUUGUAUAAUUGUUUACUUUACAUAACUGCCAUAAAAUAUUAUUUAAUAUUAUUUAAUAUUAAUUUAAUAAUCUUUCUUCAUUCUAUAUCAUAUUAUCAAAUUAUGUCAUUAAUAUAAAAUGAAUUAUAUUUAAAGAAUGUUGAUUGAAUAAUUAAUGACAUAUUAUAUAUUUAUGUUAUACAUAUAUUUCAUAGUAAUAUCAUAUGCAAUAUUAUAUACAAUAUCAUAAUCCUAUAUAAUAAUAAUAAUAUAAUAAUGAUCAAUAGUGAUUAGAAUUUUAUGUUAUACAUAAUAUUAAAUAUUUAUUUUAAAUGUAGUACAUAUAGCUUGUAAGUAUCUAUAUCAAAUGAAUAAAAUUAUAUGUUUAAAAGCAAAUAUACUUCAUUUGUUCAUUAAACAUUAUAUAUAUAUAUUUUAUAAUUUAUUUACUUUUAUUAAAGAAUUUAAUUUAUUUUUUAUAGAAAUAUGAUAAGAAAUUAAUACGAAUUUAAAUUUUAUUAAUUUAAAUUUAUACACAUUAAAUUGUAUAUAUUGCAUAAAUUAAUAAUAGUUUUUCAUAAAAAGUAUGUAUAUUAUUUAUUAAAAAUACUUAAUUAAAAAAUAUCUUUAAAAAAUACAAAUGCUUCAUUAAAAGAAUAAAUUUAGUAAGAAUAAAUUUUAAUAAAAUAAUUGUUUUAUCAUAUAUAUUAUUAUUUACAUAUGUAAUAUAUACAAAAUUAAUAUAUUUAUAAAAUAUUUUUAAUCUAUUCUAAAGGUCAAAAUAAACACAAAAGUUAUAUAUAAGUUAUAUAUAAAAAUAUAAGUCGAUUGAAACUUAUUUAAUAAAUAAUUUAAUUUUGUGGAAAUGUUUGUGAAAAUGAGAUGACAAAAUAGGAUGAAGAUAGAACUAUUUCAUUACCCGUUUCUUCUAAUACAAAUUUCAAUUAUUUAUAUGUUAACUUAAUAAACAAGUUUCAACUAAUAUUUUUGUUUCUGUUUGAUCUCUAAAUUUGACUCUCCAAAUGUGUCUCUCGAAUAUAUUAAUUAUUAUGUUGCGUGAUGCGCGCGCGUGAUGUAUAUCACCACUCAAUACGAGUAUAUACAAAACUACAUAUAUAAAUAUAGUAUAAUAGAUACUAACGAAUAAAGAAAAAUUGAAAAAGAAAAUAAAUCAAUUAAUAAUAAAUAAAUACAUAUUUUAUAUUUUAUGCUAUUCUUUUUAUAAUAAAUAAAUUUCAAAUUAAGAAAAAUUUAUACAUUUUUCUGAUAUUAAUUAUUUAAAAAUAUUGUACAAAUUCUAUAAAAAAAAUUUUACACAUUUUUAAUUAUUAUAUAGCUAAUAUAUUCUUGCAUACAUACAUACAUUAAAAUCAAAAUUAAACCAAUGCUAAGAAUAUUAAAAAAGAAGAUAAUCCAGUCUGUGAACUCUUGAUGUUUAUUUCUAUAGUUACUAUGUAUUCUUUUUAAUAAAAAAUUCUUAAAAAUUCAAUUUAUAUAUGUUUGUUUACACACGUACAGUAGUUUUAUGUAGAAUAUUUGUUGAAAAACUUUUAUAAUAAAAUAUUUCACAUCGUUUGUGAUGCGCAGGUUUAACCAGCAACAUGAUCACGAAGUAAUUUAAAGAUUAUGCGUAUAUCGUUUCUCUUACUUGAAUUAAAACUGUACGUUUAGUAAUAGUAUAUUAACGUAAUUAUAUUUAGAUUUGAUUAUUAUAGAUAUGGAAGUAGUUAGAAGUAUAUGGAAAAAUCCUGUUUUAUUAUAUAAAACCGGACUACGAGCAUCAUUUAGAAAUAGUAGUAGUUCUGCAUCAAAAGUAACAAAAAAAGAAGAUGUUUCUAUACAAGACAAUGAUUUACAAUUAUCAAAUAUAAAUGCAGAUAUAAGUACGCAAAAUGAUAUAACAUUUAAUGCUCUUGUUUCAACUGAAGAAUUACUAGCACAAAUAGGAUUGGCAAGGGAAUUUGCAACAGAUAGUAAAGUUGAACAUCCUUAUGUUGAUAAAUUAAAAAGAGUGCAAAUGAUUUUAUUUGAUUUAAGUCAUGCUAUAUUAAAACCGAUGCCAGGAAAAAGUAAAGCAUUUGAAAGUAAACAUAUCAAUGAUUUGGAAGAAUGGAUAGCAGAAUAUGCCAAUCAACUACCACCUCAAGAAACCUAUAUUAUUCCAGGUGGUGGUAAGGCUUGUUCUACAUUACAUUCAGCGAAAGCAGUAUGCAAACGAGUAGAAAGAAAUGUUGCAUUUUUGGUUCAAGAUGGUUUAUUGAAUAAAGAAGCACAAAUAUAUCUAAAUAAAUUACAAAACUUCUUACUAACAACAUCACGUAUUGCAGCUAAAUGUGAUCAACGUACAGAAAAUAUUUAUAUUCCUAGAGUAGAAGUUGAAAAAAAUGAGGAAAAGUAAAAUUUAUGAAAAAAAUUUGUAGAUUUUUAUUUUUAUUGUAAAAAUAAUAUAACAGUCAAAUAUUGUAUGCAAAAUUUAUGCGAUAAUAUUUUUUCUAAAUGUAUCUUCAUAGUAGAUAAGUUGUAAAUAUUCUUUGAUGAAAUUAUAAGUAUCAGUUACUGAUUAUAUUCUAUUAUUGUAUUAUUAAAUGUACAUAGUAAUUAAAACAUUAAGUAAUUAUUAUGUAAAGACUUUUAAUAAAACACUAUAAGACAUA